Molecule: messenger RNA, 5395 nt
Organism: Pristis pectinata (smalltooth sawfish)
Lineage: Eukaryota; Metazoa; Chordata; Chondrichthyes; Rhinopristiformes; Pristidae
Product: WW domain-binding protein 2-like
Exons: 8
Coding region: 56-928 (290 amino acids)
Biological process (GO): positive regulation of DNA-templated transcription
Cellular component (GO): nucleus
Molecular function (GO): transcription coactivator activity; chromatin DNA binding
Source: RefSeq, a predicted model, not a curated record
CACCCCACGACGAACGCGUGACGUCACGCGCAGUCGGGAGGCGGCGGCGAGGAACAUGGCGCUGAACAGGAAUCACUCGCAGAACGGCGGCGUCAUCAUCAAUAACGGCGAGAGCUUUUUAAAGGAGUGCAAAGAUGUGGAGCUGUCAUUCAGUGACCUGGCUGUGAAGUCUGAAUACUUUAAAGGGACCAAGAAGGGAACUCUGUAUUUGACCCCAUACAGGAUGAUCUUUCUGUCAAAAGGAAAGGACCCAAUGCAGUCAUUCAUGAUGCCCUUCUACCUUGUCAAAGGAUGUUCCAUCGAGCAGCCAGUUUUCUCAGCUAAUUACAUAAAGGGAACCGUUCGUGCUGAGCCUGGAGGUGGCUGGGAAGGACAAGCUUCAUUUAAAUUGGUUUUUAACAGUGGUGGAGCCAUUGAUUUUGGUCAGUUGAUGUUCAAAGUGGCUCAACAGGCUUCUAGGGGAACUCCUGUGCAGAACAAUGCUUACGGAUAUGAACCAGUGGGUGUUAUGAGUUUUGGAUUUGCGCCAGCAAAUGGCCCCUAUGCGGCAAAUGGCCCCUAUGCAGCGAAUGGCCCCUAUGCAGCGAAUGGCCCCUAUGCAGGGAAUGGUCCAUAUGCAUAUCAGCCUCCUCCUUUGAAUGGAGGUUAUGGACCACCACCAACAUCAGUGGGAUACCUUUACGGAAUGCCUCCACCACAGUCAGGUGGCCAUCCAUCCGCUCCUGCAAUGGACAUGUACAUGCCUCCCCCACCUCCAUACCCUGGACCUCCACCGGCCAAUGUUGUUGAACAUGGAUUGCCUGGUGGAGCUAAAGCAGCAGAAGCAGCUUCUAGCGCUUACUAUAACCCAUGCAAUCCUCACAGUGUCUACAUGCCAAUGGAUCAGCCCCCACCAUAUACCCCAGCAGAUGAGAAGAAGAACAACUGAACCUGUUUGAAGUUCUGAUUCUUCCAAUUGUUUGUGAAUUAUUUACUUUCUUUUAAAAAAAGUGUGUUGUUAGAAGCUGCAUUUUUAUUAGACCUGAGCCAGUCCAUAAUCUCUUUCCACCUUGUGUCCUCCAGCUAAGGAAAUGAGUCUUGGACUGCAGGCAUCUUAUGGUGGUGUCCUUGCACAGAUGGUCUGUGAGGUGGCCAUUACAUAACACCAUUGUACACCUUCUCUUUCCUACUCCUUGUUGUCUCUUUUCUACUUUCCUUGCCUUUCAGAAUCUGCCUCCAAACCUCAUUGACCUCCAUACAUUUUCGCCAUAGAAAGCAAGUGUUGAAAAAAAAAUUUGACCAAACUUCUCUGGCGUUUCCACUUGAGCCAUGCCUGCCUACACCCUACAGGAUCCAUUCCAUCAGGAAUUCCAGACCAACCUGGGGGUGACAACAUUAGCCUAAUAAGACCAAUCCCACUUUUGAAACAUUGCCCAGGUGCUGCAACUGUUUAAACUCUGAAGGCAGUGAGUGUUAAUGAAUAACAUCCUUUAAUGCAAAAAUGCUCUUGUAAAUAUAUUCAAAAAAUACCAGAAAAGUAUCAAAUUAUUGAAAUUAUUUUGUCUAAUGCUAACACAAAUGUUCCUACAAAAUCACAAUGCUAGUUUAAGUGAAGCCUUUGAAACUAGAUUAAUAUCACAGUGAUCCUCAUUGGCCAGUAUUCGCACAGUAGGCUUUAGGAUUUUGGGAUAUAAAACUUUUGAAGUAUCAAAAUUCUUUAUUUAAAUUUCUGUAUAUCAAAUAAAAGAUUUCAUGUAGCAGAAAUGAAAUUGUACCAACGUUACUUGGAACUUUACCAAGAAAUAUUUUGACAGGUUGGCAGGAGGGGGAUUGAAGAAGUUAUUCUGUAGUAUUUGUGCGAGCUACUUCGCUGAAGUUUUAUGAUCAUUUCUUAUAGAGAAAGAUAAAAUCAGAUUCACUUGUUUCUAAACUUCAAAUUUGCAGUAGCUUUGGUCCUAUAUGGUAAAUUUUACAUUUUAACACUCACCUGACAAUUUGAAAUACUAUAGAUAAAGGAUGUGAAACUGGUGUGGUCGGGUGCAGUGCUGACUGAAUUAUGGGCUUAAAGAAUGUACUUGAAGUGAACAUACUUUUAAUCCAAUGCCUUUUCCUGUUCAUCACCUUGUAUUGUCCCCACCAUAAUUGAUGUCUGACCAAUCAUGUUUUACCCAUUUUGUUGAAUGGGUCUAAAGGGAGCACUUAAACACACACAGGAUUGGAAAAACACAAUCCAUAACUUCACUGCUUAUGUUCAAUUUCCUUCCUUGCUGGAACCAAUGUGCAGAAGAUCCAUCAUCGCUUGGCUGGGUCUUGACUUUAUUUAUGAAACCUUUUGCCCUUCAGUAAUACUGCUUGCUUAAUUGUUUUGUCAGAUUAUUUCUAAGAACGAUGUACAGUGUUUGGGUUGGUUAGUUCUGGAAGAAUUCUGUAACUUGUUAGUGGGUAGAAAUAGCAUUUGGCCAUUUUGAGAGAAUUAACCCCAAAUUUUUUGGAGACCUGUGUCUUUCAACCAACCCACAAUAUUAUGUGUUAGGAAGGAGAAUAACUGCGUACUUACUAAUAUCUCUGUCCCUCAGUGGUCUUAUGACUGGAGCUUAACAGAUACAGAUCAAGACAACCAGGGCACAGACAUAAUGUGAAGCAUUCUAGAAAAUUGCAUUGAAUAGAUUAAAAGUUCACCAGCUAAAUCUGGUACGAGGAAAAUGGAGUUGCCUCCCUUUUAUUUCAUUACACAGCAGAGUAGGUAAGAUGGAGUGUAAUUUUUCAUCAGUUACAGCCUUGUGAUUAUUUUCUCAAUGGAGGAGACUUUGCUGGAAACACUACAAAUUUUCAGGAACUAGUCUCUUCGAAAUAACAAUGUGACCCCAGUAAGGUGCUUCACAAGUGGCCACAUCUCAGGGCUGCUUGACUCUUGUUUCCUUUGCCUCUGUUCAGGAGCGGAUUUCAACACUCAUUGUACGUUGUUUAACAUUAAGGUCUCCAGCCAAAAUGAUAAACUUUGCUUGUCCAGGUUGUAAUCGAAGUCAACUACAUACCAAUCCUGAGAAUGGUUCAUUGAAAUUGGCAGCAAUCAUAUGGUUAUCCCAGAGGUUUAAUCAGUUUGGACUACUCUCUCAUUUCCCUGUCAACAGUUCAAAUCCACUCGGAGUAGCUCAGUAACCAGCUGCCACCUUGGCUUGCAAUUGUGUGUGUAGGAGUGAAGGAACACAAGGAGGGAGACCACCUGUGAAAUAGAUGGAAGAUGAGGACUGAACUCAGCUAAUUAAUUAUAGUAUAUUUUCCAGAGCAAAAUGGUUAAGGAAAAUUAAUUUUAACUAUUGAUUCUCCACUGCUGUAGACCUUUGUACCAUUAACCAUGCAUGUGGUAACUGUGGGGGUAAAGCUAGAGGCUUUUUGCUUUGCUCCACUGAGCUACAAGUAGUGCCUGAAGCAGUGACCCUUCACAGUAGCAUGUUCUUGCACCCAAUUUUUUUAUAUAUACACUAAAAGGAAAUAACUUAAUAUCUUGACUUUUUUCAAUUAAAAAUUGAUAUUUGUAUCUUCUGAUGGAUAAAAUGACUGAACCAAGUAUGAAUGUACUGGUGUCACUCUGGGGAAGGGUAAUGUUUUUGGUCCAUAGUGUACAUUCUAAUUUUAUUAUCAUUCUGAGAAUAAAGAAAAUGGGCCUAAAAUUAAUAAGCAAAUGGGGUUGUUUGAGAACUUCAGUUUGAUUGUUGCUAAACUUGAUUGCUGCAAAACAUUGGAUAUAGAGCUAAAUCAUAGUUAAGUGUUGUAAUUCUGAUAGUUAACAGUUUGUUUUUGGCAAAGAGCUAAGAAGGAACAGAAUUAAUGUAAUGGCUUUUUUAAAAUCAGACUGAAUAGAUCCAUUUUUAGUAGCGAUGAGACGUCCUGGUGUAUUAAUGAGUUCUUAGUUUAAAAAACAUUAUUAGUCUUCCACCUAAAACCAGCUCAGUAGCUUCUUUGAUUAAUAAUAGUAUAGACUGCACCAGUAAUUUAAGCACUCUUGGCUGGAGAACUAUUUAAGACACUUCCAUGGAUAGAAUGAGUCCUUUUGCAGACUCCCAUUGGACAAGACAAUGAAUGAAGAUGCACACUUUUUCUCUAGAACUUGGGAAAGGAUUCUGCUGUGAACUGGGUUUUCAACUGUUGGAUGUUAACAGGGUAAAGUAGGCAUUUAGCAUGGCUCAAUUAAUUCAUCGAUUUAUGGAUCUUAAAUGAGACCAAGACCAUUAAAGGAGUUGUUAGUUUAAAAAGAUCUGUCUUUAUACAUAGUUUCUGAAAAGGAAGAGUUCACUGCUUUCCUUGCAUGUUUUGCAAGUAACACUGUAACAGGAAAUUUGCACGAUGAAGCUGCUGCACCUUGUGUCCUGUUUGCACUGGUUUCAGAGUUUAGCUGGUUGGCGUUACCAUAGUGAGGUCACAUUAUUGUCAACCUGAGACUCAAGAUAAAAGAGAAAACCAGCACUGCAGAACACAAGACCCUCUGUUCUGCCAGAGACACUCUGAGACCAACAACUGUGUUAACGGGACUUUCUGGGGGAUUGUUUAAAAAUUGUCAGAACCCUAAUGUAUUUAAACAAAACAACCUGCCUUUAAGUAGGGGGAAAUUCCAGCAGCUCUUCAGACUUCCUACAAAUUAUUUGCUUCCAAUAAUCAGUUUCUCCCAAAUUGCAGCUGUAUCCACAAUAUUUUUGAGUGCAGGUACACAGACGAGGUUAUGGAAAACCAACUUUUAAAACAAUGACAAUUUUUAGCAUGCCCCUUCAUUUAAAAGAAGUAAUUGUUUAGAAAUGUUAAUGGUGUGUAAAAUAUAAUGUAAAAUAGUGAAUGAUAUUGUAGGAAAGGAAAAAUAUUCUAGAAAUUUCAAUUGUAGUUAAUAAGAGUAAAAACUUUCUGGAAUACUUGGGUAUUCUCCACUUUCUUUGUAUUACUUGAAAUACAGAAUUUCUGUGAAUUGUCGAUUUGGUAGGAAGUUCUUUGAUUAUUUUCUCAGUGCUGAUUUUUAUCUAAGUUGGCUAGUUUUUUUGACUUGAUCUUUGUUUUUGACCAUGUACUGAUCAAUGCAGAAAAAUGGACAAGUAUUAGUCAAAGUAACUUAGAAUGAAAAUACCACGGAGUAUAUACCCAUCCGAAUCAAGUGCAUGUUGAGAUGCCGCAAACCAAAAUGUGACAGCUUUAAAGCAAUCUGCUUAAAUUGGGGAAAGGUGGCCAAUGUAAUAAAAUUCGAGGGGAAUAACAAUGCAUUGCUCUUUAUUUAAUCUGUACUUUUGUAUUAACUGGAGAAUUGAGUGACCUGCUAGAUUUAUAAAAAUGAAUGUGUUUACUCAUUGUGUACAAUCUUGUAUGUAUGCUUCAAUAAAGCUUUACAACUUGUUAAUAAAUGCUUUCAUAAGCAAAUAAAAACAUUUGUGCAACA